Molecule: messenger RNA, 921 nt
Organism: Acomys russatus (golden spiny mouse)
Lineage: Eukaryota; Metazoa; Chordata; Mammalia; Rodentia; Muridae
Product: kallikrein 1-related peptidase b3-like
Exons: 5
Coding region: 87-872 (261 amino acids)
Biological process (GO): regulation of systemic arterial blood pressure; zymogen activation
Molecular function (GO): serine-type endopeptidase activity
Source: RefSeq, a predicted model, not a curated record
GAGAAUGAGGGUUUUUAAAGGCUCCCCCAAGAAGACUCCUCAGCUCCAAGCUCACCACCAGCUGCUGCUCCUGGAUACCUGUCACCAUGUGGUUCCUGAUCUUGUUCCUCGCCUUAUCGUUGGGAGGGACUGGUGCCGCACCUCCCAUCCAGUCUCGGAUUGUCGGAGGAUCUGAAUGUGAAAAGAAUUCCCAACCCUGGCAGGUGGCUGUGUACCACUACACCAAAUUCCUCUGCGGGGGCAUCCUGGUGGACCCCAGCUGGGUGCUCACGGCUGCCCACUGCUACACCGACAAGUUCCAGGUUUGGCUGGGCCGCCACAAUCUUUAUGCCAACGAACCCUCAGCUCAGCACAGGUUUGUCAGCAAAAGUUUCCCUCACCCUGGCUUCAACCUGAGCCUCCUGCAGAGUGACAGCCCAGUAGCUGGAGAAGACUACAGCAAUGACCUGAUGCUGCUACACCUCACCCAGCCUGCUGAAAUCACAGACUUUGUAAAGGUCGCCAACCUGCCCACUGAGGAACCCAAGCUGGGGAGCAGCUGCCUUGCCUCGGGCUGGGGUAGCAUUGAGCCCAUCCAGUUCGAAUACCCAGAGAGUCUCCAAUGUGUGACCAUUGAGCUUCUGCCUAACGAGGAGUGUGCCAAAGCCCACGUGGAAAAGGUGACAGAUCUCAUGCUGUGUGCGGGAGUGAUGGAAGGAGGCAAAGACACGUGUGCGGGUGAUUCAGGGGGCCCGCUGAUCUGUGAUGGCGUUCUUCAAGGUGUUACGUCAUGGGGCUACGCUCCAUGCGGUGCACCCAAAAAGCCGGCCAUCUACACCUACCUUUAUAAGUUCAACGCCUGGGUACAAGAAGUUAUGGACAAAAACUCCUGAGUGUCACACUGUCCCCUGCUCCCAAUAAAACCCACCAUGCAUCAAAUGA